GUGGGGGGAAUAAAACAGGUUGCAAAGAAGUUGUUUUCCUGGGGUUGUCUUAAGCAUUUCAGGAGCUGCACUGAGCCUGAUUGAAUUAGAUCUGGAUUGGUUUUUUGGGGGGAUAACUUUUCUAAGUUAUUUUUAUUUCCAGGUUUCAAUGUAUUUAGGCUACUGAGCGGAUCAGCUGUAGCCCUGGUAAUAGCCCCUACUGUAUUACUGACAAUGCUUUCAUCUGCUGAACGUGGAUGCCCUAAGGGCUGUAGGUGCGAAGGCAAAAUGGUAUAUUGCGAGUCCCAGAAAUUACAGGAGAUACCCUCAAGUAUAUCGGCUGGUUGUUUAGGUUUGUCCCUUCGAUAUAACAGCCUCCAGAAGCUAAAAUACAAUCAGUUUAAAGGUCUAAAUCAACUCACCUGGCUCUAUCUAGACCAUAACCACAUCAGCAAUAUUGAUGAAAAUGCUUUCAAUGGGAUACGCAGGCUAAAAGAGUUGAUUCUGAGUUCCAACAGAAUCGCCUAUUUUCUUAAUAACACCUUCAGACCAGUGACGAAUCUCCGGAACUUGGAUCUGUCAUAUAAUCAGCUGCAGUCUCUGGGGUCUGAACAAUUCAGGGGCUUAAGGAAGCUGCUGAGUUUACAUUUGCGGUCCAACUCCCUGAGAACCAUCCCUGUCCGAAUUUUCCAGGACUGUAGGAACCUUGAACUCUUAGACCUGGGCUACAACAGGAUCCGAAGCUUAGCAAGGAAUGUCUUUGCUGGCAUGAUCAGGCUGAAAGAGCUUCAUCUGGAGCACAAUCAAUUUUCUAAGCUUAACUUGGCACUUUUUCCGAGGCUUGUCAGCCUUCAGAACCUUUAUUUACAAUGGAAUAAAAUCAGUGUUAUAGGACAAACUAUGUCCUGGACCUGGAGCUCAUUACAAAGACUUGAUUUAUCUGGCAAUGAAAUAGAAGCGUUCAGUGGACCUAGCGUUUUCCAGUGUGUGCCCAAUUUGCAACGCCUGAACCUGGAUUCCAACAAGCUCACGUUUAUUGGUCAAGAGAUUUUGGAUUCUUGGAUCUCUCUCAAUGACAUCAGCCUUGCUGGAAAUAUAUGGGAAUGCAGCAGAAAUAUUUGCUCCCUGGUAAACUGGCUCAAAAGUUUCAAAGGGCUGAGGGAAAAUACAAUUAUCUGUGCCAGCCCCAAAGAGUUGCAAGGGGUGAACGUUAUUGAUGCAGUGAAAAAUUUCAGCAUCUGUGGCAAAAGUACUACAGAGAGGUUUGAAUUCCCACGGGCUCUCCCAAAGCCAACCUUUAAACCCAAAGUCCUCAGGCCUAAGCAUGACAGCAAGCCGCCUCCGCCCCCCACGGUCGGGGCCACCGAAGCCAGUCCGGCGCCUGAGCACGACACAGAACACAUCUCCUUCCACAAAAUCAUCGCAGGAAGCGUGGCCCUUUUCUUGUCCGUGCUGGUGAUUCUGCUGGUGAUCUAUGUGUCCUGGAAGCGGUACCCUGCCAGCAUGAAGCAGCUGCAACAGCGCUCUCUCAUGCGACGGCACAGGAAAAAGAAACGGCAGUCGCUGAAGCAGAUGACUCCCACCACGCAGGAGUUUUAUGUCGACUACAAGCCGACGAACACCGAGACCAGCGAGAUGCUGCUGAACGGGACAGGACCCUGCGCAUACACCAAGGCAGGCUCCCGGGAAUGUGAGGUAUGA
This is a messenger RNA of Varanus komodoensis (Komodo dragon), 1680 nucleotides long. It is a transcript of the gene LRRTM3, whose product is annotated as leucine rich repeat transmembrane neuronal 3. The record is from RefSeq and is a predicted model, not a curated record. The transcript has a single exon. Bases 214 to 1680 code for a protein of 488 amino acids. Gene Ontology annotation, molecular function: protein binding. NCBI's taxonomy places the organism in Eukaryota, Metazoa, Chordata, Lepidosauria, Squamata, Varanidae.